GCCGCAGUCCUUAGCUUCCCGGGGACAGGAAACCUUCGAGACCAAGCUGCCGCUGCCGCUGCCGCCUCCCCGUCUGCUCCUCGUACCGCGCGCCUGCCACACCCUCCUCCCGCUCUUGCAGCAUCUUUCGGUGGAGCCCUGCAGGAACUCGGCCCGGGCAGCUGUCUCCCUUUCCCGGGUAAAGCUGUGACCCCCCCGCAGGAGCGGCGGGGCGGGGUGGGGGGGCCCGGGAGAAGAUGGCGACGCCGGGAAGCGAACCCCAACCUUUCGUCCCUGCCCUUUCGGUGGCUCCUCUGCACCCACAUCAUCAUCCCCACCACCACCACCACCACCAGCAGCAGCAGCUCCACGGAGGAACCGGAGCCAGCGGCGGGCCCGGGGGAGGCGGCGGCGGCGGAGGCAGCGGGGGCUUCAACUUGCCCUUGAACCGGGGGCUGGAGCGCGCGCUGGAGGAAGCGGCCAACUCCGGGGGAUUGAACCUCAGUGCCAGGAAACUGAAGGAAUUUCCCAGGACUGCGGCCCCCGCGCACGACCUCUCGGACACGGUGCAGGCAGAUUUAUCUAAAAACAGACUGGUCGAAGUUCCAAUGGAAUUGUGCCAUUUCGUAUCACUGGAAAUUCUUAACCUGUAUCAUAAUUGCAUCAGAGUCAUUCCGGAAGCCAUCGUUAAUCUGCAGAUGCUGACUUACUUAAAUUUAAGUCGGAAUCAGCUGUCCGCCCUGCCGGCCUGCCUGUGUGGUCUGCCUCUCAAAGUCUUAAUCGCAAGUAACAACAAACUUGGAUCGCUGCCCGAAGAGAUAGGUCAGCUCAAACAGUUAAUGGAGUUGGACGUCAGCUGCAACGAGAUCACAGCCUUGCCUCAGCAGAUAGGACAGUUGAAAUCCUUACGAGAGCUGAAUGUCAGAAGAAAUUACCUUAAAGUUUUACCACAAGAACUAGUAGAUCUUCCCUUGGUAAAGUUUGACUUUUCCUGCAAUAAAGUGCUCGUGAUUCCCAUUUGUUUUAGAGAGAUGAAGCAGCUGCAAGUAUUACUGCUUGAGAAUAACCCUUUGCAGUCUCCUCCGGCGCAGAUUUGCACCAAGGGUAAAGUGCACAUAUUCAAGUAUCUGAGCAUCCAAGCAUGCCAGAUUAAGACAGCUGACUCCCUCUACCUCCACACCAUGGAGAGGCCACACUUACACCAGCACGUGGAGGACGGCAAGAAGGAUUCUGAUUCGGGAGUCGGAAGUGAUAAUGGAGACAAGCGAUUAUCUGCCACAGAGCCUUCUGAUGAAGACACCGUUAGCCUCAAUGUGCCAAUGUCCAAUAUCAUGGAAGAAGAGCAGAUCAAGGAGGACUCUUGCCAUCAUCACCUCAGCCCCGUUAAAGGGGAGUUUCAUCAGGAAUGUCAACCAGCGCCUUCCCUUGUGAGGGACGGUGACAACCCUGGAGAAGAAAGAGACCCAUUUCCACAUGAAACGGAUACCCUCCAUCCAGAAUUUAUAAACUAUAUUGAGGAGAGGGUUGAGACCCGCAUGGAAGUGUUACGGAUAGACGAGGACGUGCACUGGCUGUCCAGGGAGGAGCUCUGCAGAAUAAGUUCAUCCCCAAACCAGGAAAUGGAUAUAGCAAUGAUCAAACAGCUGAGAGAAGCAGUGGAUUUUCUGCAAGAACCUGACAGGGUAAACAUAGAUGUUACAGAGAGAAGUGUUGCAAACUUUUAUCCUGUGGAAUCAGCAGAAGACUUGGAAUUACAAGACUCUGCACUAAAUGGUCAAAUACAGUUGGAGCCAUCUCCAGAAUGUGAGGUGCAAAAUAAUCUAACAUUACAGAGGAAUGGGAACGAGUAUUCUCCCACUGAGAUGAGAGAGAACUCACCUGCCAUCUCUCCUACCAACACCAGCACUGCUCUGUUUGGCCUGAAGCCUCGAUCAGACCCAGCCCUCACUCUUCCUCCUAUCUCCUUCAACAAACUUACACAGGCACAAACAUGGGACAACUCUAGCUACAGUGUUCCAUCUGAAGGAGACAGUGACAAUGUGUUUCUAAGACCACAGAGAAAUCUGGAAUCUAUAGAUCCACAGUUUACGAUUCGGAGAAAAAUGGAACAGAUGAGAGAAGAGAAGGAACUGGUGGAACAGCUGCGAGAGAGCAUCGAGAUGAGACUCAAGGUCAGCCUGCAUGAAGACCUGGGGGCUGCCCUCAUGGAUGGGGUCGUCCUCUGCCAUCUGGUCAACCACAUCCGCCCACGAUCCGUUGCAAGCAUCCAUGUCCCCUCACCAGCAGUUCCUAAACUUAGCAUGGCCAAAUGCAGAAGAAACGUGGAAAACUUUUUGGAAGCAUGCCGAAAAUUAGGCGUACCAGAGGAAAAACUGUGUCUGCCCCAUCACAUCCUUGAAGAGAAAGGCCUGGUCAAAGUGGGCAUUACGGUUCAAGCAUUGCUAGACCUAGCUGUCACCAAGGCUCUUUUCACAUGAGACCAGCGGCUGUCCUUUGCGUCAGCUCAGAUGCUUCUCCGAUCAGGGACCCUGGACUCCGCUCUCGGCACCCGUCCCCUCCGCCCUCCCACGUCCUGCUUGUCGGUUCCCUGACUCUGAACUGAAGGGAGGGCUUAAGAGGAGACCCCGGCCCCCUUUCCUCCCCGACCUCCGAGGUCCAGACGUGGACAGGUAUUUACCUAAAACCUGGGAGGGGGGCUGGUUGUGAAGACGCGCGCAGCACGCCGACGCCUCUGCAGCCUCCUUCCUCUUCCGCGCUCACCCACUGCCAUCACCCAAACACCAAGCACAACCGUCCCGCCGCCAGGUGCAUUUGUUUUCUUGAAACCAAACGCGUUGCCUAGUUCGUGGGGUGGGGGAGGGGCGGGGGGAACUCCAUCAGGUUUGUCGCCACCAAAUUUUUCAAGAAGUUUCUUGAGACCAUUGCCUUUAAAAAACAACAACAAAAAACACACAACUAUUUUCGACAUAAAAAAUAUUUAUAUAAAUAUUAUUUAUUAGUGAGUUGUUAUUCAUCCUUUGGAUGCAAAUUGUAAAUUAGGAAACUAUUUUAUUACUGCUUUUUUGUGGUUAAACACUUUAUUUUAAUAUUAUAAAUAUUGAGUUAUUUUCUAUCCUCUUUGGUGUGCACAUAGAUCUAGGUUUCCAUUGUCAUGUUCUUUGCUGUCUAUGACUCAAAAAAAAAAAAAGAAGCAAAAAACAGGCACUUCUGUGACGAGAACUGUUUUCUGGGGAGGCAUUAUUUACACUUUGGUUUAUGCAACAUUGGUCUUAUUUAUAUUUCUGCAUUCCAUCCAGCUUCCUACAUUCCAGCAGCCCUUUUGUCCCCCUGAUAGAAUGAACUGACUGAAAUCAAGAGAGCACCCCAAAGUUAUGUGUAAAUAGCUGUGAUGGGAAAAAAAAAAAAAAGACAUAUUAAACUUGAAGAUCAAAUGUGAACAAUCACCUUUUGGGGUUCAUCCUUAUUUUGCUAUGCACAGAACCUUCACAUUUUAACACACAGACGUAGCAAGUAUCGGCAGCAUGUGUCUUGUAUCAUUUUGCACUGUGACUUGGGUAAUGAAAAGUCUAGCACCAAAGGUAGAUACUAAGGAAGAGGCAGGGAAAGUGGAGAUGAGAAAAAGAUUACCGUUUAACCAAAAAGGUUUCUCGAGGACAGUUUUGGCUGAGCGUGAUCAGGAAUUAUCUUGGCACACAGGACCUGGGUCAGGAAACCAGUACUUCUCCCAUUGCCCAUUCAAAAGAGGAAAUGAGGCGUUCCUGUUGCCCAGCAGGUUAAGAACCUGACCUAGUGUCCGUGAGGAUGCGGGUUUGAUCCCUGGCCUUGCUCAGUGGGUUAAGGAUCUUGCCAUGUAGAACGCAGAUGGAGCUCAGAUCCAGCAUUGCUGUGGUGUAGACGGGGGGCUGCAGCUCUGAUUCCACCGCUAGCCUGGAAACGUCCAUAUGCCUUGAGUGUGGCCAGAAAAAGAAAAAAGAGUUUCGCACACUCACCAUGUGAUAUAAGCACAAUUUCUUUUUUAAAAAAAGAAAAAAAUUCUGAGAUGUAGACAUGCUUACUUGAUUGCAGCUUAGUUGAUGGCUUUCAAAGAAGUCUGUAAAAAACACUGCAAGAUUUGCAGUGUCUGGUAUGAAAGCACAGAAGUGAGUCAGAAAAUUGGUGGUGCAGAUGCAUGCGACCCCAAGGUGGGCUCAGGAGAGGGUUAAGUAAGUAGCAUUCCUGAGGCUGAGUGGCCAGGAGAGAGCAAGAGCAAAUGAAAUAAGGACUGGAGAGGGAGUUCCCCUCAUGGCUCAGCGGUGAACGAACCCGACUAGGAUCCAUGAGGAUGCAGGUUCAUUUCCUGACCUUGCUUAGUGGGUUAAGGAUCCAGCGUUGCUGUGAGCUGUGGUGUAGGUCGCAGAUGCAGCUGGGAUCCUGCAUUGCUGUGGCUGUGGUGUAGGCUGAAAGCUGCGGCUCCCAUUCAACCCCUAGCCUGGAAACUUCCAUAUGCUGUAGGCACAGCCCUGGGGAAAAAAAAAAAAAAAAAAGACUAGAGAAAACCUAGCAGAGGAAAGGGAUCCGUGUUGGUCUGAGAGAGUUACACACACAACCUAUUUUAGACAGUUCCGUGAGCCUGCGGCCACCCUGCAGUUAAAUUUCCCAGUAACUGCUCUUUCAAAGUCUAGUGAUUGCUGAUUGCAUCUUUGCCUUUGUGAAAAGCCAUUGUACAUUUUAAGACAGGUCGUAAGACAACUAUCCAAGUGAACACGGAAAAAAAGACAGGAGGACAGGAUGGAUUGAACACAGGCUUAGGGCAGCCAACGCCAAGGCUGCCCUCCAGCCGCCAGAGGGAGGGGUUCCUGAAAACAGUGGUUUGGGUUGGCAGCUAGCAAGUUACUCCUAUCAGAUGUACUGUGCACUUUAACCUAACUUAAACUAUAUUUUAAGAUUUUCCUGUACUGCACAAAUACCUGUUUUCUCAAAUAGAAGAAUGAUGUAAAGAAGAAAGACGUGUGAACAAGGAGGGUCUUGGAUGUGAACAGCAAAGGUGAUGACAGCAGUAGGAGUUCAGAUGACUGCACCUUGAUGGGCAUGGAGAAUGCAGGGUCCUGAAAGAUUUUUUUUUUAACCUGUGUAUAUAGCAACAUGAAGCUCUGUAAUCCUUGUUUUCAGAGAUUUUUUUUUCAAAAUUAAAGUAUUUCUUUUGAUA
Messenger RNA from Sus scrofa (pig), 5164 nucleotides. RefSeq names its product leucine rich repeats and calponin homology domain containing 1 (gene LRCH1). Gene Ontology annotation, cellular component: actin cytoskeleton; cytoplasm. NCBI's taxonomy places the organism in Eukaryota, Metazoa, Chordata, Mammalia, Artiodactyla, Suidae. Gene Ontology annotation, biological process: actin filament organization; negative regulation of T cell migration; cellular response to chemokine. The record is from RefSeq and is a predicted model, not a curated record. Gene Ontology annotation, molecular function: actin filament binding.